Molecule: messenger RNA, 3508 nt
Organism: Brassica rapa (field mustard)
Lineage: Eukaryota; Viridiplantae; Streptophyta; Magnoliopsida; Brassicales; Brassicaceae
Product: protein PNS1
Biological process (GO): transmembrane transport
Cellular component (GO): membrane
Molecular function (GO): transmembrane transporter activity
Source: RefSeq, a predicted model, not a curated record
UUGCACCAUGUUGAAGAUCCCUUGCAAGCCUUUCCUCUGUGGUUUGCAUAAUUGUUUAAUAAACCGCUCUCUCCGGGACUUGAAACCUGGAUUUUCUGUAAUCUACAAUAAAUUGCAUAGUCUGGGAUUCGAACCCCAGACCUGGAUGUAGAAGUCUUUAAACCUUAACCAAUAGGCUACGGUGCUUCCACUAUUAAUACAUUUACCUAGAAUGUAAAACAAAUGAUCUACUAGUCAACUAAACUUAAAAGCAUAAAAAUUAGACUACUAAUAUAAAAAGAAACAUGUUUUCACGCCGCGAAACACACAAGUGAUGAAAAGUGAAGUGGGCUAUAAACUUGCUUUCCAAGGAAGACAAUACGACGAAAAAAACUCAAAGAAACUUUGAGAGAGACAGAGUUAAUCAGCUCUAACUCGAAGUUAGAGAGACGUUGACUUCUCAUAAUAACAAACAACUGCCUUGCGACUCACGUGAGGGCUUCAAGAACAAAAGAUCAAGAUCUCACUCUCUCUCUAUAUAAAUCUCCAUCUCUCUUUCUGUGAUUCUUUCGCUGUCAUCACUUCUCGCUUCACCUCUCUCGUCUCUUUGACCCCUUCGUCACCGUUCCCGCCGCAAGUAAACCGAGACACACACCGUCGUCUUUCUCAAUGGAAAUCGAACAAACCGUUACAACUCCCGCCGCCACACAACAACCACAACAAGACGUCGUGACAUCUCCCGCCGCCGCACAACAACAAACCCUAACCGGAAGAUUCUUCAGAUGCCUUUUCACGUCUAUUUUCUACUCGCAACUCAUCCUAAUCUCAGCCCUAGUCAUCUUCCUCACGCUAAGAGGCCUACUCUUCACAAAAUCACCUAACUUCCACCCCAAGAAAUGGUACACCCCUCUCCUUUCCUCCGUCGCUCUCUCCGGACUCCUCUCUUUAUCCUGGCAAUGCCUCUUCCUCUGCAACAUAGCAUCAACAUCCAAAGCCACGAUCAUUCUCGCACCUCUACUCACAUUCUCCGUCGGGAUCUUCCUUGUACUCUACGGCAAAACGUUUGUUCCAGGGAUCGGCGGGCUACUCAUCCUCUUUAGCUUCGCUCAGGCAAUCCAUUCCUGGCUCUUCGUCACUCGUAGGAGGCGCGAGUUCACCUUCACGAUAACGGCACUCUCCACAUCCGUUCUACCUCCAAGAACCAGACUAAUAGCCGUCGUGUCGUCGAUCUUAAGCGUCCUUUACUCUGCCUUCUUGGCGGCGGGAAUCGGUGGAGCUACGGCUACAAGAAGAGGUCUAGUAGACAUUCUCUUCAUCUCUUUGAUCGUGAUAAGCCUUGCCUGGACCAUGCAGGUUCUCAAGAACGUGCAAGUAGUCGCCGUUUCGAAAGCUGCGUACGUACACUUUGCUAAUUAUGACGUCAUAAACGCAUGUGAUGCUCUUUGUGGUACUCUGAGAAGCCAGCUCGGGAGCGUUUGUAUUGGCUCUACGCUCGUUCCGGUUUUUGUAGUCAUCAGGGGAAUGAUACGAACUGUUAAUAGGGAGGCAACGGCAGCGACCGGACCAUGUACGCAGGUCAUGGGGUAUGGGGACUGCGCUUGGGUUGCUAAUCAUAUGGUCUUAGUCGGAAACAGAUACGGGUUUGUUCAUGUUGGAGUUCACAACAAAGGCUUUGUGCAAGCGUCGAGAGAUGCAUGGCAAGAGUUUAGAAGAACGGUUGGGUUGGAGGAGCUCGUGGAUGCUGACCUCACUAGCUCCAUAUGCUUCCUCAGCGCCUUUGGUAUAGGGGCGAUAUCUGCGUUGACUGCUGGUAUAUGGGAGCUUAAUAUCCAUGAGGACUACUUCUUUCAGAUGACUCUCUAUGCAUUCAUCAUCGGAUACUUUUUGGGGAGAGUUUCGUCUGCUUGGUUGCAAGCAUGUGUUAUGGCUUACUUUGUAGCUUAUGCUGCCAAUCCAGAAGGAGCUAACUUUGACAACACGAUUCCAGAACGUAUUGCGCGGCAAAAUGUAGAAGAGAAUAAAAGUUUAGCUGAUAAUGAAGUGAGACAGACGGAGGAGGAACAGGAGAUAACAUACCACUUUUGUUUACUUUUCGAUUUCUUGAAGCUCUUUCAACCUUAUAGACUUUGUAGAUUGGAUAUUGUUUAGCCUCACAUGCAAAAAUGCAGCUAGAGAAGGAAUGUACAUACAAAAAGUAAGACAAAAAUUGAUUCAGUUCUCAUCAUUUUCCUAUUAAUUUUUUUUUUUCGGUUUCCAUUGUCUUUAUAAUGUUGUGUCUGUAUCUAAAUGCGUAACCUAUGUAUAAAUGUUGCCUGAAAAAUCACACGCUCAAAAAAAACUUGAGUUAUGCAUCAUCAUCAUCAUCAUCAUCACGACAAAAAAAUCUGUGAACAAAUACAUUUUACCAUUUCAAAAACGCUUACGUUCUGAUAUGCAGUUCCAUGAUUUUGUAGGUGUGAAAGUAAAUCAUAUAAAUGCUAAUGGUACUACUCGAAAUCAUCAUCAAAAGUGUCCUGAGAAUCUGAGAAUUCAAAGUGCUUGGCCCGCUUCCAUUCAAGGCCAGGUGUAUCAACUUUACACUCUUCAUUUUGUAAUUCCUUCUUGAAUUCAGUAACUAAUAAGCCCAAUAUCUUUUCUCUUCUGGCCCAUAGCUUGUGAGGUCCGGCUCUGCAUUCUAAGUUGAUCUUCUCUCCAUGUAAGAUUUCAUUAUCUGCAAUAUCUAACUUUAUUUACAAAAAUUAAGAAAAUAGUAUAUGGGUCUUUCCAUCGAAUGGGACGUACGUGUUGGUUCUUGUGUUAAUGCAAUCGCAUUUACUCACUUAGACAACUUAUAGCUCUCAAGCAAUGAAUAAAUCACACAAUUAAAGAAUCAAUGUAAAGCAAAAAUAAGAGACGCGUUUGAAGACCGCGUUGCUCUCAAGACUUGAAUACUUUCACCGGUCACGGUUCACACUGACAAGUCCCAUCGACUUGCUAGUUGAUAUGUAUAUAUUUAUCUUCGAUUUUAAUUGGAAACAAACAUUAUCUUAUUUAAAGUAGAAAAAAAAAUCUUUUACUAAAUUGGAAAUCCUCAUCUCUCCACCCCGGCUUGCGUUCUCAUUUUGUAAAGUAAAAGUCAACUUCAUGACACAAUUAUCUUCAUUUGACUAUUAAUUCAUUUGUUUACUUUAUCUCAGUAAUAAGAUUGUAUUAAUUCCUUUUUAACUUUAUUCUCAAGUUUUCUGUUUGGGCUUAUUUGUCAAAUAACCACAAAAAAGAGUAAUUAGAUUUUUAGUAAGAAGUUAGAGAGAGAUAUAAAGAAAAAUAAAGAGAGAAGGUGUUUUUGGUUAGAUAGUGGAUUUGUGUUUUUUUUUAUGGUUAUACGGUACAAAUUCCUUUUUUGUUUUCUGCGUUCAUUCUGUUUUUUUUUUGCAUGCUUUGCCUUUUUAUUUUAUUUUAAGUUACUGGUUUAUGAUUUCAAAAGAGUUGAUAAUAUUUUUAUUUAAACAGUUUAAUAUUAAAUUUUAAAAUAUUUUCUAUUUUAAAAUAU